AUGGCGGAGAAAGAAGAAGUGAAGCUGUUGGGAAUAUGGGCAAGCCCUUUCAGCCGUCGGAUCGAGAUGGCACUGAAACUCAAAGGCAUACCGUACGACUACGUCGAAGAAUCAUUGGAGAACAAAAGCCCUUUGCUUCUUGCUCUCAACCCCAUUCACAAGAAAGUCCCUGUUCUUGUUCACAAUGGUAAACCCAUUCUCGAGUCACAUGUGGUUCUCGAAUACAUCGACGAGACUUGGAAACACAAUCCCAUUCUCCCUCAGGAUCCUUUUGACAGAUCUAAAAUCCGAUUCUUUGCCAAACUCGUCGAUGAACAGAUUAUGAAUGUGGGAUUUACAUCAAUGGCAAAAGCAGAACAGAAGGAAAGAGAGGUUCUUGCCGAGCAGACAAGAGAACUGAUUAGUUAUCUUGAGAAGGAACUUGUCGGAAAAGAUUUCUUCGGCGGUAAGAGUGUCGGAUUCUUGGAUCUAGUCGCCGGAAGUAUGAUUCCGUUUUGUAUGGAAAGAGGUUGGGAAGGAAUGGGAUUAGAAGUGAUUAAAGAUGACAAGUUUCCAGAAUACAAGAGAUGGGUGAAGAAUUUGGAAAAGGUUGAGAUUGUGAAAGAUUGUAUUCCUCCAAGAGAGAAACAUAUUGAACACAUGAAUUAUAUGGUUAAGAGAAUCAGAUCUUCUUAA
This is a messenger RNA of Arabis nemorensis, 675 nucleotides long. Lineage: Eukaryota; Viridiplantae; Streptophyta; Magnoliopsida; Brassicales; Brassicaceae. The record is from the annotation of a GenBank genome assembly.